UUUUGUUAGCUUGUGAUCGUCUGCAAUAUUCGCGAUAUUUAUAUCUUUUUUGUGUUUUGAUAAAAAAAAUGGAGAAAAAUAAUCAAAAAGAUAAAAGAAAGGUUUCGAGAACAUGGAAUAGAGAGGAGAUAAGGAAACUGAUUGAACUUUACGAAAUGAGAGUUGACCUUUGGAAUCCUUCUUCUCAAAAUUACAUGAAUCGAAAUAUUAAGCAAACACUGCUCUCAGAAAUUGCAAAUGAGCUGAACGUUAGUUCAAAAGACGUGUCCGCAAAAUGGCAUGCUUUAAGAACUCAGUUCAAUAGAGAGUGCAACAAAGAACGAACACUCAAAAGCGGCUCUGGAGCUGAUGAGGCUUACAUCUCGAAAUGGGAAUAUAAGUCUUCUUUGCGAUUCUUAAACGUGAAUACAAUGUCAGGGGCAACCGUAUCAACAUUGGACUUGAAUGAAUUGUCAUCCACUGGACCUAUCGAAAAAUUAGCUGAAUUCGAUAUCAAUGCUGCUAUCGUUUUGAGUUCCGAUUCGUCCGAUACUAAUGAUAAUCAAUAUGAUGUACCGUCUUGCUCAAAUAACAAACGGCGUAUUGAACAUUCGAGUAAGAGAAAAAAAUCCAACUCACAGUCAUCUGAUGAAAAUGUUUUAAUGCAAAAAGCAUUGGAAGUUAUGAGCCAUACAAACGACGAACUUGAUGUCUUCGGUCAAUUCAUUGCCAGUGAAAUGCGUCAAAUUAGCGACUUAUCAAAACGAAAUUCCGUUAAGCGUGAAAUUAUGGCUAUACUAAUGAACAGUGGUAAUGAUAUGCUGAUAACAACAACUCAAUUGCAGCCGUUUACGGUUUGCAACAAUAUAAGUCCUAUCGAUAUAACAAAUUCGGAUGAAAACGAAUUCCAAUAUUGUUUUGAAUAAAUAAAAUUGCGCGAUUGAGUUCGACCACGACCUUUCCCAUUUAAAAAGAUCCUAAAUAAGUACGACAUAUACAAACCAUUUCAACUUUUAUUUUGUUUAUAUUGUUUUUCAAAACCGAUGAGCCAUUUGCAAGUGUGUUCAAAAUGUAUUUACAUAGAAUGAUUGUUUACAGCCAAAUAAAAUUAUUUAUUCAACAUUAA
Messenger RNA from Contarinia nasturtii (swede midge), 1105 nucleotides. RefSeq lists its product as uncharacterized. The transcript has 2 exons. The record is from RefSeq and is a predicted model, not a curated record. NCBI's taxonomy places the organism in Eukaryota, Metazoa, Arthropoda, Insecta, Diptera, Cecidomyiidae. The coding region runs from base 69 to 905 and encodes 278 amino acids.